AUGUCUUCUAAUUUGAACUUAGGUCCUGUUGUUAGCAACAACACUUACAUUAAAUCUAUACUGCGUGGUUGUAACGAUAAAUUAAAAGUGGCCCAUUUGAAUUGCCAAAGUAUGAGACCUAAUGUUUGCUCUUCCAAAUUUGAUGAGCUUAAAUCUAUUUUGUGUGAUUCUAUGCUUGAUCUUGUUGGACUGUCCGAAACUUGGCUGAAGUCAGCCGUUUCUCUACGUUCUGUUAGCGUUCCAGGCUACAUAUUUCAUAGAAAUGAUCGCAAAAGUUCCAGAGGUGGUGGUGUUGCUUCUUCUUUAGUCCAUUCAACGUGUCGUAGAUUGUGCUUGACUGUUUUGCACAAUGCUAAGCCAACUCAUUACGAUGUAGUGCACGGUACAACGAGUCUGAUUGAUUUUAUGCUUUUGAGUUCUAAUUUAAGUAAGUUCACAUCUGGCCAGGUUCAGUGCCCUGCAAUCUCUCGUCAUGUGCUGUUAUUUGGGGUUUUUGACUUUCACUUGAGUAGAACGGAGUCUUUUGUAGAAUACCAUGAUUACAAGAACAUCGAUAUGUCUGGCAUGCUUAGUUAUUUGAUAGAUUUUGAUUUCUCGGAUAUUUUUAGUGCACUGGAUGUCGAUACUAAGUGUUUUCUUAUCUCUUCUCUUUUUGAGGAUCUCUAUUCAUUUGUUCCUGUUGUCAGGAAAAAUGUGAUAUCUGUUGGUAAUGAGUGGAUGAACUCCAGGAAUAUUGUUUUCACCAAAUCAUUAAGAGACUUGGCUUACGCAGAUUAUCAAGUGAAUAGAUCUCCUGAAAAAUGGAGAACUUUUUGCAAAUAUCGAAAUAAGACAAAAUCUCUUAUACGUAAGGAGAGACGAAGAUACUAUUUAGAACGGUUCAAGGGACUGCGUGCAGAUGGUUUGUGGAAAGUUCUUCGCGCAUCUGGCUGCAUAGGUGAUGAUGCAGUUGUGUUUAAUAAUGAUGUUAAUGACGUUAAUACCUUUUUUGUUGAUGGCGUGUCUUCUGAUGCGAGCUCUAUUAUUGAUCUAGAAGCAUUUUCCUUCAAUGAAAGUGGGUUUUCUUUCGAUUGUGUCAACAUCAAUGACAUUGCCAAUGCCAUUUCAAAAAUAAAGUCAAAAUCAGUUGGUGUUGAUGGGCUAUCUGUUCUAUUUUUGAAUGUUGUUUUUCCUUAUGUGUCUGAGGUCAUUUUGGAUUUAGUUAAUUCCAUUUUAACAUCUUCUGUUUUUCCAACUGCUUGGAAAACGGCUCGAGUAGUUCCUAUUCCUAAAACUGUUCCUGUCAAUGGCCCGGAUGAUCUAAGACCCAUUUCAAUUUUACCCAUUUUGUCAAAGGUUUGUGAGCACAUUAUGAAGGAUCAGAUUCUUGCACAAUUUUCUAAUCGCAUUUUCUACAAUCAGCAUGGAUUUCGUAAAGGUCAUAGCACUACGACUUUACUUCUCCAGCUAACAGAUUCUAUUAGAGCGAAUAGCAAUUUGGGCAGAGAUAGUGUGCUUGUCCUUUCCUACUUAUAUGGAAGGUCUCAAUUUGUGGACAUGAGCGGCAAUGUAUCUUCUACACUUCCUCUUACCUCUGGUGUUCCCCAAGGCUCAGUCUUGGGCCCUUUGCUUUUUCUUUUUUAUGUAAAUGAUCUACCGGACUGCUUAGAUGUUUCCAUUUGUUCUAUUUUCUUGUAUGCGGAUGAUGUUAUGCUUCUUUUCAGUGGUCAUCGUGAUUUUCUUAAUGAUUUCCAGAAAACUAAUUAA
Stomoxys calcitrans (stable fly) is the source of this 1746-nucleotide messenger RNA. RefSeq lists its product as uncharacterized. NCBI's taxonomy places the organism in Eukaryota, Metazoa, Arthropoda, Insecta, Diptera, Muscidae. The transcript has 4 exons. Bases 1 to 1746 code for a protein of 581 amino acids. The record is from RefSeq and is a predicted model, not a curated record.